This is a messenger RNA of Synchiropus splendidus (mandarinfish), 2452 nucleotides long. Its product is annotated as ephrin-B2a-like. Gene Ontology annotation, biological process: blood vessel morphogenesis; ephrin receptor signaling pathway; axon guidance. Lineage: Eukaryota; Metazoa; Chordata; Actinopteri; Syngnathiformes; Callionymidae. Gene Ontology annotation, cellular component: plasma membrane. Gene Ontology annotation, molecular function: ephrin receptor binding. The coding region runs from base 191 to 1186 and encodes 331 amino acids. The transcript has 5 exons. The record is from RefSeq and is a predicted model, not a curated record.
CAGAGUUCCAAGCCAAUUACGCACAAUGUGGAAGCAUCACACAAGUGCUGGAGUAAGACUUGCGGCGUUGCAGGGGUUCCUCUCAGGGAUGCGUCCUCUCUGCGCCCCUGGACACUCGGGAGACAUGCAGAGGCGAGCGACCCGCGCCCGUUUCCACGCCGCUUUACGAGACUGAGGUUCGAUUCCUGUGAUGGGGACCAUCACAUGGAGCUUCGCUGCCGUGAUCCUGCUGCCGUUCCUCGGGUCCUGUCGUGCCGUCACUCUGGAGUCCGUUCACUGGAGCAGCUCAAACUCAAAAUUCACUGCAGGGCAAGGCCUGGUGCUCUACCCUCAGAUCGGAGACAAGAUGGACAUUGUGUGUCCCCGAGUGGACCCCUCCAAAGGUGGGAGGGAGGAGUUCUACCGGGUGUACCUGGUCACCCGGAGCCAGAUGGAGAGCUGCACCAUUGACAAGGCGGACACCCCGCUUCUCAACUGUGACAAGCCUGGGCAGGAUGUGAAGUUCACGUUCAAGUUCCAGGAGUUCAGCCCGAACCUCUGGGGUUUGGAGUUCCUGAAGGGGAGGGACUAUUACAUCACCUCCACCUCCACUGGCUCCCUCCAGAGUCUGGACAGCACCGAGGGAGGGGUGUGUCGGACCAAAUCCAUGAAGCUGCUGCUCAGAGUUGGCCAGAGUCCAUCUGACCCUGAUGCAACACUCAAAGAGUCUCCAACCAGAUUUCCGCCCACACGAAAAAAGCCCAAAGUCAACAAGCUUCCUUCAGCUAAUGAAGAGGGUGCGAAGAGCAAAACUGACGCAGCGUCAGAAACAGGACAAAACAACCCCAGUGGCAGUGGUGGCUCAGCGCCACGGCUCUUUAUAUGGGUUGUCGCCGGUUGUGCGAUCUUGCUCCUGAUCAUCGUGGCGGUGGUCCUCAUACUGUGGAAGUGCCGUCGUCGCCACUGCAUCCCAGACCACCAGCAGUCCACCUCUGUGUCCCUCAGCACUCUGGCUGUACCGAAAAGAGACAGCAUCAGCAGCGACAACAACGGCUCUGACCGCAGCGACGUGGUCUUCCCGCUGCGGCCCUCGGAGAGCAUGAUCUGUCGCCACUUUGAGCGUGUGAGCGGCGACUACGGCCCUCCGGUGUACAUAGUGCAAGAGAUCACACCCCAGACUCCGACCAACAUCUACUACAAGGUGUGAUGCCACCACCAAUCAGGAGGGGGAAAGAACAAUGGCACAAAUGUCUCUUCAUGCUUCUGUUGCUUUCAAAGUUUUGUUUCAGGCACAUUGGCAAAGAAUUUGUUGUUUCUAUUACUUUGAAUUUUUACUCUGUGAUGGAAUAACAUUCUCAACGUGUUGAUAGGAAAGUCACAUCGUAAUGUUGGCUGCGUGCCGAAAGACCGAUUUAGUUUAAAGGUGUGUAAAUUAAAAUGUACUGUGAUCAAAAGGGAAAGACUCACUCAUUAAUUCCAGUCGUGUAUGCAUUGAUACACGCUGUAUUAUCUAUAUUUGUGGCUCAUUUUUGGUGCCUCCCUUUCCUCUAAUGGAGAGGAAGCAUCAUGCCUACCAAGACUAAAACCACUGCUACUAAGAUCCAUUGAUGGCUUUGGUUGUGUGAUCACAUUUCAUCUGAAGAAAGAAGCUCACACUGAUCAGCUGCAUUCGCACCAUUGAUAUUUAAGUCCCAUUAUGCACUGCAACAGCCACAACACAUGUUGAGUUCAGGUUAAACAUGGUCAAAUGAGUUCAGAUCAUUUGAUAUGGUUCAAAUUUGUUUUUUCCUUUUUAGUCUACUUCGAAAAAAAAAGAUCUCUUUUGUGACUCUCUGAAGGUUCAACUCCCACAUGUUUCAAGAUUGUUUGGCAAUAUGUGAUAACAAUUCAAUGUCAGUGCAGUCAGAGGCUGAUAUCAGCAGAAUUCUACGAACUAAUUGAACAGUUUUUAGCUUUUCUUUUCAUGUUAAAUGGUGAAAAGCACUUUUUCUCACUCAUAUCUGAAGAACGUUUGACUCAAAUCAUCCUGCUCCAACGGCACCAAAAUUUAAAUGAAUUGUUUGAUCAGUUUCACUACUUAUACGUGUGUGUGUUCAGUGUAUGUGCGCCCAAGCUUUUCUUAUGGGGCCCUAAAUGAAAAAAAGACAAGCUGUGCUCUCUAUUCUCAAGAAAGGCUUUUCAUGAAUUGUGAUUCUUUUCAGAAGAGUUGGUCCAUCUGUUUGAAUUAUUUUUCAGCUGAUUUAAAUACUUUCAUGUAUCCAAUACAGUAACAUAUAAUUCUGUUGCUCAGGACAUACUCUCUAUUGAUCUAUUCUGCUGAUCAAUAAGUGCAAAACCAAACACAUGUGCUUGUUUUGAAUGGAAAUCAAAAGCACUUAAAUGUUUUUACUGCUGACACUUGUGUGAUGUUUUUAAGAUACUUAAAGGAAGUAGCGUUUUGUCUCAUUUUAAAGCUUAAAAAAAAUAAACUGUA